AGGUGAUAAAAAUAAUUAAAUACGAUAGGAAAUGGAGUUGAUGAGAUUUGGAAAUGAUAAAGCUGAGAACAAUUGAUACAUAAAUUCAGUCCUACAUAUUUAUCUCCGGAUCCCGAAGGUCAAAGAAGGAUUGCAGAGGAUGCUCUCCCGAACACCAAAAGGGCAAGAUAAGCUUGAGCUACAAUCCUCCGGGAGUGAAAUUAAUCAAAGCUUCACAGAAUUGAUGAAAGUUGCGGAGAAAGCGUAUGAAGAAUCUGAUGAGAUCGUGCCAAUGGAAGCUUUUCGCAAGUCACUUGACAGUGAUUACCCUAAUACUUUCAAGUUUGGGGCUGCAGGGGACUCCCAAAUCUUCUUUAGCUGGCUUUAUCAAUCAUUCACACAAAAUUUGCCUGGAAGACAAGAAAUUUCGGAGAUUAUUAAAGAUACCUUUGAGAUGGAGAUUAUAAUGUUUGGAUUUCAUAAUGAGUCACUCUUUGAUAAUGAAGCUAAGAAAUCCUUUUUGUAUCCUGUAUCAAUGCAUACAAUGAUUCCAGAGCUUGAGAGGAGGUAUUCAAAAUUCCCAGAAGACCUUUUGAAAAACGUCCAUGGAAAUUUCAUAAAAUUAGUGAAGGCUACAUCCUGCUAUACAAAACCUGAACAAGAGGAAGCUCUCAGAUCUAUCUGUAGAGGAACUGAGAUGCCUAAAAUUUCUAUUUCUAUUGACUUCCUUCAGCCGCCUAAGUUGAUGACUUUCUAUUUGGAGUACCAAGACUAUUUUGACAACGUAAAUACGACGCAAUUGCUGAAGGAAGAUGAAGUAAUUGAGGACUCUUUUGCUACCAGAGUCAAGAUGAUCCACCUACUUCCCCAAGAGUUUAGCCUAGAUCUCCUCUGUCAAGAUACCCAUACUGAUCAAGAGGAAUGAAACCUAGAAGUCAGCUUUGAUUCGUAUACCGAUAAUCCACAGAAUGUUUUCUACACAUUCAAAUCCUUCAUUGGAUACUAUGGUUGCCACUAUAUGUCAUUUACCUUCGAAGAGGAUACUUGGUUCCUUUGUGAAGACACAAAAAUCAAGGCUAUUGGUGACUUUGAAGAAAUGCAGACUUACAUUGAAAAAUGCAAGAUCAUACCCUACCUGGUGUUUUACGAGAGAGUAUACAGAAAGGCUGAAGAUAACCUAGUAAAACUCGAACUCUCUACUGAGUGAACCAACGACUGGGAGGUAUCGAGUAUUGAUAAAAAGGAGGCCACAUUACUAAAGAACAGCAUGAGGAAAUCCAGCUUUAAUCCUCAUCUCUUGCAUACUCUUCGAGAGAACCAGAAGGAGAGCGACGAUGAAUCCGAAUAUUAUGAAAACAAAAAUGGCUACGAAUACGACAGCGACGAUGGAGAACUUUACUGUAGUAUUUAUAAAGGCUAUCAGUACUGAAGAAGAGGCAAAUCAAAGGUAUAUAAAGAAGAUGAGAGUGUCGAUAAUCUUCUGAAACCUAACCAAUACCGUGAAUUAGUCAAAGAUAGAAGAAGUAUGAAAGGAACUCUUCACAAGUUCGAUUAAGUAUCAAAACUCAAUUGGAAGCUUGCUAUUUGUUAGCUUUCAUUAAAUUAAUAUAAAUAUUAUGAAGAGUUAAAUAAUUGAUAUCAACUGCUAUU
Moneuplotes crassus is the source of this 1629-nucleotide messenger RNA. NCBI's taxonomy places the organism in Eukaryota, Ciliophora, Spirotrichea, Euplotida, Euplotidae. The record is from the annotation of a GenBank genome assembly.